AUGCGAGUAGCUACCGUUUGUCCGAUUAACAAAACAACAAUUGAACCUGAUCGAAAACGACAUGAGUGGCGGUCAAUUAUACAAGAAUUCGCUCUCAAUACAUCAACUCAUGGUAUUCCAGGCAUUGCACGAAGUCAAAUAAGCGAAUGGCCACAAAAUUUUCCAGCAUUUACUAUUUGCAAUGUUGCACGUAUCCGUUAUGAUCAAUUCAUUAUACCAUUUUUGAACUAUACAAAUGAAUUGAAUAUCACUAACACAAAUGACACAACAUCAUUUUCAUUACUACAAGCCAAAUAUGUUAAUGAAUUUUUUCGAGUAAAAGUCAAUCAAAAUGAGUCGUUAACUAGGUUUUUCUUUCCCUUGAGUUCAAUGCUUAUUAAAUGCGUCUUUAAUGGUAAGCUUUGUUCAGCAUCCGAUUUUACUUCGUUUUCUUCAUCUUCGUAUGGUCUUUGCUAUACAUUCAAUGCCAAAUUGAAGAAUAUGACGGAUGUUCGUAAAAGCAAUGAAUAUGGUGGAUCUGGUAAACUCGAGCUAAGUUUCUAUGUACAUAGUCAUCAAUAUGUACCUUAUACUACAGAGGACAUCGGUAUGAUAGGAAUGGUACAUGAUAAUACACAAUUUCCUAUGAUUGAAUUUGCUGGUAGAGCAUUGGUCACGGGUUUCAAACAUCGAAUGACAUAUGCAAAGAAGACUAUUUUCUAUUUGCGUGCACCUUACACGACAUGUAAUGAUGAGAUACCACCGACUAUGCAAGCGAUGUUUGAUAGUUAUCCAGAUGUCGAAUAUGUUUACUCAGAAGAUUUAUGCUAUGAUCUAUGCACAGAAGUUUACACGUAUUAUACGUGUGGUUGCAUCGAUCCAAAACAAUGGAAUGCUCGCUCAAUUCUUCUACCACAAACUGACACAAUAAUCGUAGCUCCAUUAUGUAACAUAUCUGAUACAUGUCAUACUCAAGCAGCUAUUGUUCUGAUGAAUUCAUCAACUUUACUUGAAAAAUAUUGUUCCUAUUGUUCACAGCAAUGUUCAAUUACAGAUUUUAUUGUCAAAUCAUCAAUGUGGAAAGCACCAGCCGAUUGGUUAAUGAAUGAUAUAAAAACUUUUGUCAAAAACUCCGGAAUUUUAUUACCUAAGGAUUGGUCAACUAAUUGGCAUUCACAUAUUCAUUCUAAUUAUCUCUCUAUCGAAUUAGUACAUGAAUCGAUUUUGGUCGAAAACUAUACACAAAUACCAGCAAUGGGACCUGUGACAGUUCUAUCAGAUGUUGGCGGUCAAACAGGUCUUUGGAUUGGUAUCAGUUUUUUAUCUUUGCUAGAAGUCGCAGAAAUGUUCUAUCGAUUAAUGCAAUAUCAGUACUAUGCUAUUCAAGAAGCCAUAAGAACGUGUAUUAAGAGAAAUUGA
Rotaria sp. Silwood1 is the source of this 1398-nucleotide messenger RNA. The record is from the annotation of a GenBank genome assembly. Lineage: Eukaryota; Metazoa; Rotifera; Eurotatoria; Philodinida; Philodinidae.